Messenger RNA from Xyrauchen texanus (razorback sucker), 2637 nucleotides. RefSeq names its product alpha-2,8-sialyltransferase 8B-like. The record is from RefSeq and is a predicted model, not a curated record. Gene Ontology annotation, biological process: oligosaccharide metabolic process; N-glycan processing. The transcript has 6 exons. Bases 279 to 1424 code for a protein of 381 amino acids. Gene Ontology annotation, molecular function: alpha-N-acetylneuraminate alpha-2,8-sialyltransferase activity. Lineage: Eukaryota; Metazoa; Chordata; Actinopteri; Cypriniformes; Catostomidae.
AGCUGGAGUAGAAACGAAGAUUGGACGUUCGUGCUUUGCCUCAUCUCUUUUACUUUCGCUAAGGUGGAAGAAACAUAAUCGUGAAAUGUAUACGUGUUAACAGUUCGUUUACCUGCAUGGGCAGUGAGAAUGAUCCAGCUUUCCCGAAAAAAGGGCGGAAAAUUACCUUUGUUGCCCGGCACGAGGAACCUGUGUGAGAGAAGAAUAGAUUUGUAUUGCGCGUUAUAGUUUAAACGUAUUUCUGGAAUCACUCAACCUGGAUAAGCUCUCAUCAAGUCAUGUCUUUUGAAUUCCGAAUAAUGAUGUUUGGAAUCGGGACCGUCCUGAUUAUAUUUGUCAUUAUAGCCGAAAUAUCGGAAGUAGAAGAAGAAAUCGCGAACAUUGAGGAUUCACAGAAAUAUCACUUUAAAAGCUUUGUCCUUCAGUCCAACAGAAAUUCAAUUUUGAAUGCUGUCCCUACUUCCCUUGGCUACAGCAAAGGCAUUGUCUCUUCCUCUCCAUCUCCACUGUCACGCAUAAAAAGCAAAACUACCAAUGUAUCCUCACCUGAAUGGACUUUCAACAGAACCUUGUCUAACCUCAUCAGGAAAAACAUUUUAAAGUUCCUGGAUGCUGAGAGGGACAUUUCCAUUCUUAAGAGCACAUUUAAACCAGGAGAUGUCAUACAUUAUAUUUUUGACCAUCAGAGCACCACGAAUAUUUCUGAGAACCUCUACCACCUCCUGCCCACAGUGUCCCCCAUGAAGAACCAGCAUCACAAACAAUGUGCCAUCAUAGGGAAUUCUGGGAUAUUACUGAAUAGCAGCUGUGGUCGAGAGAUUGAUGCACAUGACUUUGUCAUAAGGUGUAACCUUGCUCCAGUGGAGGAGUAUGCCGCUGAUGUGGGCUUGCGCACCAGCUUGGUGACCAUGAACCCUUCUGUGGUGCAGCGUGCCUUCCAGGACUUGAACAGUCAGGAGUGGGUACAUCGCUUCGUCCAAAGGCUGCAGAGCCUCAGUGGAAGUGUUCUGUGGAUCCCUGCUUUCAUGGCUAAAGGAGGAGAGGAGAGAGUGGAGUGGGCCAUCCGCCUCAUUCUACUACAUACUGUCAACAUCCACACCGCCUUCCCUUCCCUGCGCCUGCUUCAUGCCGUCCGAGGGUACUGGCUGACCAAUCACAUCCAAAUCAAGCGACCUUCCACCGGACUCCUGAUGUACACCAUGGCUACGCGCUUUUGUGAUGAGAUUCAUCUGUAUGGCUUCUGGCCUUUUGCGAAUGAUCCUGGCGGCAAACCGGUCAAAUAUCACUAUUAUGACAUGCUAACUUACCAAUACACAUCUAGUGCCAGUCCCCACACAAUGCCUCUGGAAUUUCGGACUUUAAGUGCUCUUCACAGACAGGGGGCGCUGCGACUGCACACAGGACCCUGUAAACCUCCAGUAUGAGCUUUGCUUCUGCAGCCUUCUGAAGUGGUUAGCUGUGUAAUAUACUGGGAAGAAACAGAAGACUUGUGGAAGAUAAAUUAUAUAAAGAGAAAGAGUGACAGAUGAUGUGAAAAAUUGUGUUUACCUGAAUAUGUCAGGGGAAUUUCUGACUUAUGACCAAAUUUGAGAAUGCAAUACAUUUUUAAUUUUGUGUUUCUUUUAUUUUUUUUAUUUUUGCCCAAGGACGGCUAUUUUAUUUGAAUAUUUUCUUAUCUGCCACUUAUUCUUCAUAUUACAAAAUAUCCUAAAACAAAUCUUUUUUUAUGUGGGUACAUUAAAUGUCUUAUUUGUUCAGUUUCUUUUGUGUCAUCAAUUUUCCACAAGAUCUGUGACAGAGCAAAAUAGGAGUUAGCCUUAGCCUUUUGGGACAUUUUCAGUAAAAAUCAGAGAGUCUGUAUUAAGAAUGUCAUUUCUUUGUUGCCUUUGUAUGUGUCUGUUAUAACCAUAGACAGCAUGACUUAAAAGUCACAUGAUCUUGCAUUUGUAGUUCAAGGUACAAUUUAGACUUCUAUUUUUUAGCAUUAGCAUAACAUUUAAAUGGUUUAAAAAGGGGUUUUCAUCUCUACAUACAUUAUUUUUGACAAUAAUUUAGUGCCUCGUGUCAGGGCCACUAAGGCCCAUUAUGUUUUAGCCUAGCCUAUUUACUGGGACCCAUAGAAAUUUUGUCCUGGGCCCAAGUUGCCUUAGCAAGAUAUAGUGAGUUGUGCCGUGACCAUUAGCAGGUGUCAAAUUUACUGUGCUUGCACAGAACAAGUUGUCCUGUUUUCUGACACUCUGAAAUGUGAAUGUGCAGUAAUACUUGUAGUGAAACAUGUACUAUAACCCUAAGAACACUUGUUAGCAUUUGUUGUUGGGUUUAAGAUGUUUGCACAGUAAGCCAGCUAUCACAGUGAAUGGAGCCACACACUGAAUGCUAAUAACUUGGGAGAUAUUGUAUAGCCAAUCCAGAACACACAGCUGUUCACACACACUCGUGUGUUUGGGUACAUUGACUAUGUAAACUUGAAAAUGUGUUGCCACAUAGUAUCUGUUUUAAGAUCACAAAAAGUGUUUUCUCUGUCUAAGGAGGCUUUUUGGGUGGGGGCAGGGGUGAAAUGUUUUGGAUUUCUUUUGUAUGUGACAUAAUUGUUUAAAUGAAUGUAUUUGUGAUAAAUUGUGAGUAAAAAAAAACAUA